AUGCCGCGGCGGCGUGCUGCUUUCCGGCAGGACGAACUCUCGCACGGAGUUAGCAAGCUGAUGGGUGAGCAAGAACCUUAUCAGGUUUUUAGCACUGUGCACCUUUACGGAGUGCUCAUUGCUGGACUGAGACAUACAUCUUUAGAGAAUUCCCCUCUCGAUGCAAGUGAGGUGCAGAAGAGCUGGGAUAUUCUGGGGGCUGGAGUUGAGGGACACAUAAAGAGAAUCCACCAACACCUCACUCUCAGCUUCCCACUCUCUACCCCCACCCCAGCUACAGGAGUUUUUGCUCCUUGGUUUAUGUCCCAGGUGGACUUUUGCAGUAAACCAGUAAUAAUCUUCUGCCGAGUCUCAACUUUUCCUGCAAUCGUGGACCAUUCCCACCAUACGGGCACAAGCCAUAUGGCCGACAACAGUACAACGGCGCCUCCUCACCACCACCACCACCCGACUACUUCGGCCCACCACUCUCAUGGCGGGGGAAUGGACGGUAUGAUGAUGUCUAUGACCUUCUACUUUGGCUUUAAGAAUGUGGAACUGUUAUUUUCUGGUUUGGUGAUCAAUACAGCUGGAGAAAUGGCGGGAGCUUUCGUGGCAGUGUUUUUACUAGCAAUGUUCUAUGAAGGACUCAAGAUAGCCCGAGAGAGCCUACUGCGUAAGUCACAAGUCAGCAUCCGCUACAAUUCCAUGCCUGUCCCAGGACCAAAUGGAACCAUCCUUAUGGAGACACACAAAACUGUUGGGCAACAGAUGCUGAGCUUUCCCCACCUCCUGCAGACAGUGCUGCAUAUCAUCCAAGUGGUCAUCAGCUACUUCCUCAUGCUCAUCUUCAUGACCUACAACGGGUACCUCUGCAUUGCAGUAGCAGCGGGGGCUGGCACAGGAUACUUUCUCUUCAGCUGGAAGAAGGCAGUGGUGGUGGACAUCACAGAGCAUUGCCAUUAG
Molecule: messenger RNA, 945 nt
Organism: Puma concolor (puma)
Lineage: Eukaryota; Metazoa; Chordata; Mammalia; Carnivora; Felidae
Source: RefSeq, a predicted model, not a curated record